ACAUCAGAUGAUGUUAUUUAUCAUAAAGAAACUCGUAAGCGUCAAGAGGUCUGCUGGCCUUUGUUGUUCUCCCAUCCGCCUCACCUUACCUUACUUUCCUCAGCACUUCUCUUCUGACACACUCUUUCGCCUUCUUACCUCCCAACAACACUCCAGUACUUCUUUCCCUCCAACGCACUUCCCCCAACAAUGCAAUACUCCACCUUUCCUUCUACACCUAACCACUCCUUUUCCUCCCACCUCUCGCCUUCCCAAACUCUUCCUCACAUCCCGUCUCUCUCUCUCUCUCCAUUCAGGCUCCAUUAGCAACAUCGACGACGGGGAGUACAAGUGCCGCGACGGGUCCUCCCCUGAGGUGCACUACAAGGUAAUCUCCGGGGUGGUGGGCGCUGCCUCGUCCGUCACCUCCAUCCAGGUGGCAAACCUCCUCCGCCUCUUCAGGAUUCCGCAGGUGAGCUUCUUCUCCACGUCGCCGGAGCUGAGCAACAAACAGCGCUUCGAAUACUUUUCGCGCACCAUACCUUCCGACCACUACCAGGUUAAGGCAAUGGUAGAAAUCGUGAAGAAGCUCAGCUGGUCCUACAUAUCCAUCAUAUACGAGGAGUCCAACUACGGCAUCAAGGCCUUUGAGGAGCUGGAGGGUCUGCUGGCCCAAAACAAUAUCUGCAUCGCCGUCAAGGAGAAGCUGGUGAAGGACUCGGGGGUGGCGGAAGAGGGCGCGUAUGACCACAUCGUACAGCGUCUUCUGCAGAAAUAUCACGCCAGGGGUGUGAUCAUCUUCGGCUCAGACCAGGAGGUGGCCGGAGUGAUGCGUGCCGUCAGGAGGAACAACGCCACGGGGAGCUUCUCCUGGAUAGGCUCUGAUGGCUGGUCGGCCCGAUCCCUCGUGUUCUCAGGAAACGAGGCGGAGGUGGAGGGGACUCUGUCGGUGCAGCCUCAGGCCAACCCAGUGGGCGGCUUCGACGACUACUUCCUGAGCCUGACUGUGGAGAAAAACAAGAGGAACCCCUGGUUUGUGGAAUACUGGGAGAAUCACUUCGGCUGCCGGUACCCCAACUCAUCCCUCACGCCAUACAACGCAGCCACCACUAGAGAAUGCACGGGGGCGGAGCAGCUGACGGCCAAGAACACACAGUUCGAGGCGCAGUUACAGUUUGUGUCGGACGCUGUGAUGGCCUUCGCGUACGCCUUCAGGAACAUGCACCGGGACCUGUGUGAGGGUCGCGGCCUGUGUCCCGCCAUGAACCCUACUGACGGGGAGAAGCUCCUUUCCUACCUACGACAAGUGACUUUCACAGGCCUAAGCGGUGACAGGUUCAAGUUCGAUGACAACGGUGACGGGCCUGCGCGCUACAACAUCAUCCACUUCAAGCAGGUGUCGCAGGGCCGCUACGCUUGGACCACCGUCGGCACCUUCAUCGAGGGCAAGCUGAGGCUCAACAUGUCCGAGCUCCAGUUCAAGCUGGAUGAACAGCAGCCGCCCUCCAGCGUGUGCUCGUUGCCUUGCCUCACAGGACAAGCCAAGAAGUAUGUGGAAGGGGAGUCCUGCUGCUGGCACUGCUUCAACUGCUCUACUUACCAGAUCGUGAACCCGCGGGAUGAGACGCAGUGUUUCAACUGUGCCUGGGGAACGCUGCCUGACGCCGGUCACCUGCGGUGCAAUCCUAUCCCGGAGGUGUACAUCCGGCCAGACUCGUGGUGGGCGGUAGGCGCGAUGGUAUUCUCCUCCGCGGGCGUGGUGGUGACGGGUAUGGUGGUGUGGGUGUUCGUCAGGUAUCAUGACACACCCGUGGUGAGAGCCUCGGGAAGGGAGCUAUCAUUCGUGCUGCUCUCCGGGGUGUUCUUGUGCUACGCCAUCACCUUCGUCUUGGUGCUCAAGCCCUCCAAGGUGGUCUGCACCAUUCAGAGGUUUGGUCUUGGCUUCUGCUUCGCCGUGAUCUACAGCGCCCUGCUCACUAAGACCAACAGAAUUGCCAGAAUCUUUAACGCAGGGAAGAGGACGACCAAGAGACCCUCAUUCAUCUCACCGCGCUCCCAGCUGUGCAUCUGCUCCUGUGGCGUCUUCGUGCAGGUGGUGGUGACAAGCAUGUGGAGUGUGGUCAGCCCGCCCCGCGCCAUUCAUCAUUACCUGGUAAGGGAGGACAACUUUCUGGUGUGUGCUGCUUCCAUCAACGCCUCGUACGUAAUUGCCUUCGCCUACCCCAUCGGCCUCAUUAUUGUGUGUACUGUCUAUGCUGUGCUCACCCGCAAGAUCCCGGAGGCUUUCAACGAGAGUAAGCACAUUGGGUUCACCAUGUACACCACCUGCAUCAUCUGGCUGGCCUUCGUGCCCAUCUACUUCACCACCGCAAACAAUGUAGAGCUGCGCUUCACCGUCACCUCCGUCACCGUCUCCCUGUCGGCCACGGUGGCGCUGGUGUGUCUUUUCACGCCCAAACUGUACAUCAUUCUGCUUCACCCGGAGAGGAACGUCAGGCAGUCCAUGAUGGCCAACUACUCUACCGUCAGGAGCACUCUGUCUUCCUCCUCCCAGCGCGUCGACUCCGCCACCCAGAGCGAAGUCUUCCCUCUGGACUAUGAGUUACACGAGAAACUGAGGACAAUGAGUGCAGGACAGCUUUGCAGCUCCUCGCAAACCUGCCCAGGCUCUUGUCCCCUCCCGGAACACAGGUGUGGCCCCGCCUUCACCCUCACCCCCUCCGCCGCGACGCCCGCCUUCAACGGCCCCGUACAGGAUGUUCCGGACGUGUUGCUGUAGGAGGGACGCCAGGUGGUGUGGUCUGCAGACUGCUGCUUCUUCAGACUCUGCCGGGUAGACGUAUUGACGUGGUGGUGACGCCGCCCUACCUCUCUAUGGACAACACAACUCUGCAGGUGAACACCAAGUGCGAAACAUUGUUCACCUCCAUACCAACAAUUGCAGCAACUCUCUCUAAGGACGCCUGGGACUCUUUCUGUUUCGUGCUGAAUCACUUUGUGGAGUGACAUCUCUUGUGAUGGUUUCCAUUACUCGACUCUUCCAGCCUUGAUGGAAUCGCUGUGGGCCUUGGAGUACGACAUGUUGCGUACAGGAAAGGUCUUUAGGGAUCAACUUGAUCCUCUGGAUGUCAGCGACGCUCACCUGUUGCGGGAUUAUCGUCUGCCCCACCCUGAGAUCCUGCAUAUUUGUGAGGAGCGUGGAUCAAAGUUGUCCAGACCCAAUAACAAGACAUCAUCAAUUCCAGUUCACACUGAAGUCAUGCUUGCCCUGCGCUUCUUUGCAAUUGGAUCAUUCCAGAGUGUGUUGGGUGACACUGCUGGGCUCAGUCAAGCUUUCACCUCAAGAGUGAUCAAUGAUGUUACCUCAGCUUUGUUCCAAAACAGAAGAAUAGAAAUCAAGAUGUCAGCAAGUCAGCAAGACAUCAUCCACAACAAGCAGGAGUUUCGUGCUGUCGCAUGUAUCUAUAAGAGACCCAAGAAAUUGACAUACCUACCUAGACAAGAAGUGUUCCCUUAAUGUGCAAGUUAUUACAGAUGGAAAGAUGAGGAUAAUCAGCUUCCUGAGAGUUUGUGUGACUCCUACGUGUGGCGAGAGAUCCAACUGCGGCGAGUUUAUGGACGGCAGAUGUGGAGAUUCAGUUCUUGUUGAGCAGCCUUUCAUUUGUUUGUGUGCAUUAAUUGUCAACUGAUGUGUAUGAAACUUCAAAAUCAAC
Scylla paramamosain (green mud crab) is the source of this 3692-nucleotide messenger RNA. RefSeq names its product metabotropic glutamate receptor 6-like. Gene Ontology annotation, biological process: G protein-coupled receptor signaling pathway. Gene Ontology annotation, molecular function: adenylate cyclase inhibiting G protein-coupled glutamate receptor activity. Gene Ontology annotation, cellular component: plasma membrane. The record is from RefSeq and is a predicted model, not a curated record. Lineage: Eukaryota; Metazoa; Arthropoda; Malacostraca; Decapoda; Portunidae.